Messenger RNA from Trichogramma pretiosum, 1254 nucleotides. It is a transcript of the gene mei-W68, whose product is annotated as meiotic recombination protein SPO11-1. Gene Ontology annotation, molecular function: DNA binding; DNA topoisomerase type II (double strand cut, ATP-hydrolyzing) activity. Bases 1 to 1254 code for a protein of 417 amino acids. Gene Ontology annotation, cellular component: nuclear chromosome. The transcript has 4 exons. The record is from RefSeq and is a predicted model, not a curated record. NCBI's taxonomy places the organism in Eukaryota, Metazoa, Arthropoda, Insecta, Hymenoptera, Trichogrammatidae. Gene Ontology annotation, biological process: meiotic DNA double-strand break processing; meiotic DNA double-strand break formation; reciprocal meiotic recombination.
AUGGCGGGUUUUCGUAACAGCAACGUCGUUAUGGAAUUCAGCGACGAGGGCAAUUCGAAUAGCUGCGACAGUUUGAUGAGCUGCGGGUCCUACGCUAACAACACGGCCACUGCAACGAACUACGACGCGGAGCUUUUGGUGGAGAAAUUCGCAGAUAUCAGCAUUCGAGACUUUCGAACUCGCCGUUGCUUUCUCGUAAAACGCAUCGAGGACUUGGCUCGCGAGCUCGUCACCGACAUCGCACAGCAGAAGGUCCCGAGCUUCGAGUACGACGACGGGCGCAACUCCGGCUGGAGCAGCUGCAGCAGCGGCUAUCACAGCACGGGCGAUGCGCGCGAGAGGCGCAUACGCUUUAACGGCAACGCCGGCCGGCAGAGGUUCACUCUGCUUCUGCACAUACUGAACGACGCCCACCGAAACCUCGUGAAUUACCUCGACAAGACCGACGAUGCCUUUUAUCGCACGAAACGCGCACUCUUCUACAUGAUGAAGAACGAGCCUAUCAAGCGGUUUGUCAAGAAGCAGGCCAAAGUCGAGUGGGGAAUCAAAAACGUCACGCUGCUUCUGGACUGCAGUCCUUGGGAAAUUGGCUACAUAUCGACCAGCAAAGGUUUGAUCGCUGGCGAUCUCACGCUACACCUGAAGAAUCCCGAUCGCGUAAUACAGUUCGAGCAGCAGACCUGCCGAGCCGUGCCCGACGUCGUGGCCAACAUCUGCCACAUUCGCACCACCGCCGAGUUCGUACUCGUCGUCGAGAAGGAUUCGGUUUUUCAGAAGCUGAAGAGCGAGGACUGCCCAAAGUAUAACAAUUGCAUCCUGGUCACGGGCAAGGGCUAUCCCGACAUUCCCACUCGCAUGUUCGUCAGCCUGUUGUCUUCAAAGCUCAAACUGCCAGUUUAUGCGCUCGUUGAUGCGAAUCCUUACGGUUUCGAAAUUAUGUGCGUUUAUAGGUUUGGUACUACAAAUAAUCUAGGGUAUCGAGAGCAACUCUUAUGUCCAGACAUGAAGUGGAUCGGAGUUCACCAACAUGAUUUGGUUAAACUCGGUAUCACUAGAAUAAAGCUUACAAAAAAUGAUUUAAAAAAAAUUCGAGAUCUACAGAAUCGCAGCUACAUCGAUCAAGAUUUUUCAAAACAGUUGAUGGAAAUGAGACUGGGCAAAGCAGAAAUUGAAUCUGUAAACAAACCAGCCUACCAUCGAUUUCUCACGCAAUAUUAUAUUCCAAUGAAAAUUCGACACAAGAAAUAUUUUUAG